AUGAAACAUGCUCAUCACAUUCCACUUCUGGUGCAUUAUUUCAUUCUAUUCAGCCCAAUCAUCAUCGCCAUGAUUUCCGGCAAAGAAUUGGUUCGUUGGACUGUCUACAUGGGGAUCCCAACGAUUUCUCUUUUGCGACUCGCCGUUCCGAACAAUCGUGUGCGACAGGCUAUCGCACAUCGUGUGGCCCAAGUCGAUCAAUCCAGUGUGAGUGCUAUGAAUGGUUGA
Molecule: messenger RNA, 228 nt
Organism: Echinostoma caproni
Lineage: Eukaryota; Metazoa; Platyhelminthes; Trematoda; Plagiorchiida; Echinostomatidae
Source: the annotation of a GenBank genome assembly